AUGUUUGCAGUCUUAUCUGUCCUAGCUGCAUCUUAUGAUCACACAGAUGCAUUCACUAACCAGUAUAAUGAAAUCUAUGUUGUUCCUCAACAGAAAUGGGAAGCGAAGAAGGGUUACAAGGUUGCCACAACUCCAGAAAACCCUAAUGUUCUUGUUGAAGUCAGUAGUAAGGAUAUUGAAAUCAACCUUCCAUACUUCAGUGUUGUUACAGUUAAUGGUGACAAGAACAAGAUCACAGUUACAGGACCAGGUAUUGUCCAAGUCAAUGGUAACAAUAACGUAAUUAAGAAUCUUUUCGACCUUACUGCACCUCUCACACACCCUUUAAUUCUCAUAAACGGCACAUCUAAUGAGGCCAAAGCAACUUACAAGGGAAAAUCUUUCACACAUCAGCCUAUUCUAGCUUAUGUCCUUACACCAACAACAGACAAGACCAAACUCCCAGAUGAAAACUGGAAGGGUGAUAGAGAUUAUUGGGUUCAUGCCAAAGGCCCAGAUAGUCCAUCAUUACGUAAUGCUGAUGUCUGCAACUAUUUCAAUAUUUCCACCCUCUCAUUUGUUCAAAUGAUGAACAAUACAUUAAUUUAUGUUAUACCUUAUGAGAAUGAAUCAAUCGGCAAGUACACAGACCCAAUAACUGUAGGUGUUGCUAUUAUGGUUUCAGUUAUUGUUAUUUGCAUCCUUAUUGUUAUUUGCGUUAUUGGGGUUGUUUGUGUGUAUCCCAAAAUUUUGUAUAGAAAAGCUAGCUUCCCAGACAUAGGGAAUCGUUAG
This is a messenger RNA of Trichomonas vaginalis G3, 771 nucleotides long. RefSeq lists its product as uncharacterized. The transcript has a single exon. The record is from RefSeq and is a predicted model, not a curated record. The coding region runs from base 1 to 771 and encodes 256 amino acids. Lineage: Eukaryota; Parabasalia; Trichomonadida; Trichomonadidae.